ACAUUGUAUUCGAUGCUGCGCCCCUUCAGUCCACACACAACAUAUCCUAUUCGUCUACAGCUAGUAGUCGACUCGACAGACUGGUGUCUGAGAUAGGUGUAACCUUUGAGUACUUGUUAUAAGUUCCAAGGGUAGCCACCCAUAUUACCACUUACUUUGGUGUGAUGUGCCAUUGUUGUACCUUUGCAGCACAUCUCCCUUGUCCUUUACUGAUCUCGGUUACCCCGAGCGUACAAAAAUCCUGUCCACCCCAAUCGAGAUCAACCAAUAUGCCAUCCCAACAGUUCGAAAAUCUCCCACAAAUACAAUGCAUGGAUGAUGCACGCUUCCCUAACUGGUCAUCUGACUGCUAUGGCUAUCCCUAUGCCGACAAGCAACACCCAUCUGGCUUCAGCAUCGUCGACGAUAACGUAUAUCUCGGCCGUCUCGACGAUGGCACAAUGAGCAUGCAGCCAAUGCAGCGCUUCAUGUUCGACCCAUCACCACAAUCCCUUGGUCUGCUGCACGCCAACAUACCAGUGCACAGUCAGCACCAGAAGCAUUACGUUCCACAAUGGCCUUCGAGCGAGUGCUACCGCAACGCAUCGCCUGACCGGACGUCAAUCUCUGGAAUAUCAAGCUACGCUUCGCAGAACGAAGUGCCAUCGCCACAUGCCUACAACGCUGUCUCCUAUGGUAGUCCCAUAGACUUCUUCCAGCCUUCGCUACCAUACAGCACCACUGAGCAGUUCAGCGACAUCUCGUAUAUGUCGGGCACCUCAGGUGCAAGCAUCAGUCUCAAAGAAAUUGAGUACGCCCACCAGGAGCCCGAACCCCCAAUCCAAGAGGCCGAAUCCGCCGACAUCAAGCAGGAAGCUACUAUCGAAUCCGAGCAACCGUCUGUCAAGACAGAGACUGCCCCCGAUACAUACAGGGAGUAUACAGAUUCCGGUAUCGGCAACUCCGUCCGCGAUGCCGAGUCAGUCCAGCCAGUCGACUUUAAAGAUGAGUCUGCUUCAGACUCAGACUACAGCCCAACCCACCGGGGUAACAAGCGCAGGAGGUCUGCUCAACACACCGCUAGAGCCCCAAGGCGACGCGGUGGCGCUCGCAAAGACUCAGUGGUGAGCUCGUCGAGCUCUAAUAAAUUAAGUCGCCGACCUCGAGGUGCCUCCAAAGCCAACAUCGAAACCCAACACCAAGACGACCGCCGACCCUUCCCCUGCCCACUCGCCGCUUAUAACUGCACAUCGACCUUCUCUUCCAAGAAUGAGUGGAAGCGCCACGUCAGCACUCAGCACAUCAAACUCGGCUAUUGGCGAUGCAAUCUCUGCGCUCCCACCACUGACCCCAACGACGCCUCAGUACUGUACUACAAUGACUUCAACCGCAAAGACCUCUUUACGCAACACCUGCGCCGCAUGCACGCCGCACACGGAUCCGGUGCUCGCCACAUGAAAGAGCAUCCCAUCAAUGAAGACAACAUCCAGGAGCACCAGACGCGCUGUUACUUGCAGCUUCGCUGCGCUCCACAGCAGUCGAUCUGUCCAUUCUCUGGCUGCGACAGAGAUUUCAUUGGCCCAACGAGCUGGGAGGAGCGCAUGGAACAUGUUGGGCGCCAUCUUGAGAAGGACAGGAAGAGUGGCGCAGAUAUGCUCGAUACUGCGAGUUGGAAGGUCGAUACCGCUCUUGAGCAAUACCUCAUGAACGAAGACUUGAUUGUCUGGGAGCAUGGCGCGUGGAAGAUUGGCGACGGCAAGUCGCGACGAGUUGGCAGUGAGUCCAGCGAUGAGGACUACUGAGGUGAUCGGGAUAUUGGAACUAUGCUACGAAUUUCUUUACUCGAUAGAUACCCUGAGGCGUUCGAGAUACGUGCGCACAUUUCUUUUCUUUCGGUAGAUGCACUUCUUGGUCUCUUCGCAUAAAUCGGCCUAGGUCAUGAGCAUAAUGCAUACUGCUUUUCUACGCACCAGUG
Messenger RNA from Macroventuria anomochaeta, 1954 nucleotides. RefSeq lists its product as uncharacterized. Gene Ontology annotation, molecular function: DNA-binding transcription factor activity. The record is from RefSeq and is a predicted model, not a curated record. Lineage: Eukaryota; Fungi; Ascomycota; Dothideomycetes; Pleosporales; Didymellaceae. Bases 165 to 1781 code for a protein of 538 amino acids. The transcript has 2 exons.